This is a messenger RNA of Rana temporaria (common frog), 2306 nucleotides long. It is a transcript of the gene FAM168B, whose product is annotated as family with sequence similarity 168 member B. The record is from RefSeq and is a predicted model, not a curated record. Bases 154 to 741 code for a protein of 195 amino acids. Lineage: Eukaryota; Metazoa; Chordata; Amphibia; Anura; Ranidae. The transcript is spliced from 7 exons.
GGGGCGGGAGAAGCUGGCGGCUCUGACAGGAAGUGACGACACGGACCCGUAGGUUGUUGCUGCACGGUAUUUCCUCCUCGCAGAAAGAAAGGAAGAAACCCGGACACGGCGGUGUAAGAAGAGUGCUGACCAGAGACCGAGAGAUCUAAAAUCAUGAAUCCUGUCUAUAGCCCUGGGUCUUCUGGGGUUCCAUAUGCAAAUGCCAAAGGUAUUGGAUAUCCUGUUGGCUUUCCAAUGGGGUAUGCUGCAGCUCCUGCCUAUUCGCCCAAUAUGUACGCUGGUGCAAAUCCUGCCUUCCCAUCAGGAUAUACGACAGGAACGCCAUACAAAGUGUCAUGUUCUCCCACCAGCGGGGCUGUGCCACCUUAUUCUUCUUCCCCAAAUCCUUACCAGACUGCAGUGUAUCCAGUACGAAGUGCCUAUCCUCAGCAAAAUCCAUAUGCACAGCAAGGAACAUAUUACACACAGCCUCUGUACGCAGCUCCUCCACACGUAAUCCAUCACACCACUGUUGUGCAACCAAAUGGAAUGCCUGCAACUAUGUAUCCUGCACCCCUCCCCCCUCCUAGAGGUAGUGGGAUGACUAUGGGGAUGGUAGCUGGGACCACCAUGGCGAUGUCAGCAGGUACAUUGUUGACCACCCAUUCACCCACACAAGUAGCUCCUCAUCAUCAAGUCACAAUGCCUGCAUACCGGGCUCCAGGGACACCAACUUAUAGUUAUGUCCCACCACAGUGGUGAUUAACCAACCAGUGUUUAAAGAUGGAAGAUAUGCAAGCAAGAAAGAGGCUCAUUAGUUGGUGCUGAAGCAUUCCUGCCUCCAGCAAGAAGUUUCUUCCUUCUGAAUUCUCUCAACACUUUGCCUAACACUAAUUCAGGAUUCGAAGAUUUCCAUUAUUGCAUAUCUUAACAUCUUGGGACUCUAGUGGUUGUCUUAUUAUGAAAAUCCUGUUUUGUGGACAGUCUUGCAAUUUUUUUAGCUAAUUCUAAUGAUAAAAAGGGAGUUAUAAAGUUGUUUCAAUCCAUAUCUAGUUGAAUGCAUGUUAAAACACAAACCGAAGCUUGCUCAGUUAUUGCAGUGACAUAUGCAAGAAAACAUCAUAUGCAAAAUCCAAAGGAAUAGGUAUAAAGAGAUUUGAAGGCCUUUUCCCUCUUUUGGGAGGCCUCCUGAGCUUGAGGCAAGACUAAUCACCCAGUGUGUACUUUGAGUGUUGCUCUAUCAUUUUUUGAAGAUUGUUGCUAGUUAAAUGGUGCCAUGUUUUAAAGAGAAACGUAAUCUACUACAUCAUAUAAAAAUAGUGUAUUUCAGAAUAAUAUACCCAGCUUCACACUAGAACUACUAGUUUCUUUUUUUUUUCCAUUCCUAUUUUUUAUUAUUUUGUGUUUAAAUAGGAAUAGCUGACUCAUUUUGAUGUGACCAGCUAACUGUAUGACUAAGAAGAUUUCUUAGUGUUAGGAUGCAGUGUGUGGCUUUGAACACUAUUGGUCUAUAUCAUUAUGGGGUACAAUUGCUGCCACACAAGUUGACAGCUUAAAUGUGUUUAGUAUUGCCUCUGCAUUACUUGCAGGUAAGAGAAACGACACAUUUUGCAUUCCACUAACACAGGACCUGCUUCUUAUGCUCUCAUUUUUUUGAUUUAAAGAUAUUGAGAGAAAAAAUAAACUAUGCAUCAGGAAAUGUGAAGAAAAGGAAGUGAAAGGUGGAGAUUGGUUCCCUUUCAGCUCAUACGAUACAGUAACCACAUUUAAAUGGCUGUUUUUUUUUUUCUUUGUUUUUUUUUAUGCUCACUUUAUGCAGAAAUUUUUGUUUGCAUUCCACAGUAAAUAAAUAAAUAUGCUGGACAUUCCUAAUUCUAGUGUGCAUAAAUGAGUCAUUAAUGAGCUUUGUUAGUGUUUUGUACAUUUUAGAUGCCAGAUCAUUACUGCUGAGAUUACGGGAAAACUUGGCAGUUAGUAGUAAAAUAUCAUCUAAAUAUCGCCUUUUUUUUUUUCCUCUAUAAAUUAAAAAAAAAAUAAUGGGUCAAGCCCUCCUUUUUUGAACAAGGAAAACAAAAAUGCAUUUCUGUAGCUUCCAUCAUUUUGAAGGGGACAGAUGCACUUAACAUCCACUUUGGUCCUAAUGUAUACAUGCUUUCAGUGUUGCCCAUUGACAAUUUUUAGGCAAACUUUUAGAAAGGUGCAUUUUAUGGAUCAUCCUUAAAGGUUUUCUUUUCUUUGUUUUAAUCUUUGGUAUUCUCCCUAUGUCAGUUCUGUCUGGUAGGCUGGCUGUAUGAGCUCUGACUGGAUAAUAAAUGGCUUCCCACAUA